Pimephales promelas (fathead minnow) is the source of this 3503-nucleotide messenger RNA. The record is from RefSeq and is a predicted model, not a curated record. NCBI's taxonomy places the organism in Eukaryota, Metazoa, Chordata, Actinopteri, Cypriniformes, Leuciscidae.
UCUGAGGUCAAACUAUCAAUGCUUUACUCGUGUGAGAUUAUCCAUUGAUUGUAAAGAAUUCUUGUUGGUCACAUUUCCUAUUGCAACUCAGACCUCCCCCGUGAUCGUGAUCUGCUUGUGUAAAGCUUAUAUGCGUGAAUCGGAAACGAUGCAUACGAGAGUAGCAAGCGUGGUGUGUUGGUUUGUGUCACAACUUCCUUUUCAACUGCAAGCUGAUCAAGAGGCUCAGAAGAACACGAGGAAGAAAACAUCUCGAGCCAUUCUCUCGGCUUCCUUGCUGGACUGCUUGUUUUGAUUGACAUGUCAAACCCAGUCAUCACUCAGCCUGGUGCUGGCUCUUAUGGUACAAAUGUGCAGACUGGAGAGUGGAGCACUGGUCUUUGUUCUUGCUGCAGUGACCUACUUGUCUGUGGACUUGGUUGUGUCUGUCCAAUAGCCCUCAGCUGUUACACAGCACACAAGUAUGGUGAGAAUGUAUGUCUCUCAUGUGUACCUGGAGGAAUGGCUGCAAUGAGGACACACAUGCGUCUAACCUAUGGAAUACAGGGCACAAUAUGCAAUGAUGCUUUGAUGACCUGUUGCUGUGGAGUAUUUGAAACAUGCAGAAUGACCAGAGAAAUUCGUAUCAGGAAUGGAGAGACUUAAACCUAGUCAUUACCUUUUCAGUUUUCAAAUUCUUUGAAUUUGAGUAGUAUGCGGCGGCAGGAUAAUUAAAACGAUAGAAUCUGUAAAAACGUUUUAUUUUAAAUAAAAAAGGUGACAAAUUCUGUUUAUUUGAUAAGCAAAGUAAAUUGUGUUACAAUAUAUUAUUGCAGUUAAGUCUUGAAUAUGAGUGAAUUUAAUAUUGUGUGAAUGCUUGCAAUUAUGUUCAUUAUUACAUUGUACGAGCUGACAAAUUUGCUAUAAUGCUUAAAAUGUACCAACCUGCAGCAUUAAUGUUACUACAGGUGUCUCAUAUAUUUAAUAGGCCUAGGCCUAUUCACCUCAAACACAAUAAAAAAUUAAAAUUAAAUCAACACAGUAUUUUUAAAUUUAUUUACAAUUUGAACUCUUUUGCUGUUGAUUGUAAUAUUUUUUUAUUUAUUUUUUGCUUUAUAAACGACCAUACAAAUUAUAUAUAACUUCACGUCAAUGCGAAAUUGGAGAGACGUAUUGCGUCAUCAUCGCACAGCAGUACGAGCGCCUCUGAUUGGCUGUUGUUGGCGGUGACCUGGCAACCGAGAGAGGGUUUACAGACGCUUAUUAUUCUGCAGGAUCUUCAGCUACAAACACGCAGAGCGCAGGUCGCGACUUUUUAUUGACAACCAGUGACUGCUUACCGAUACUAGCUGCUCUUUAUCCAUCUUCAGUGGGGAUGUCGACGCGAACGUUGCCUCUUCUCUUCAUUAAUCUGGGUGGAGAAAUGCUGUACAUCCUGGAUCAGCGCCUGCGGGCUCAGAAUAUCCCAGCAGAUAAAGCGAAGAAAGAAUCCACUGUAGCAGAUUGGCUAGAGGAGGACAGAAAAAGAGUUAUGAAUGAUAUCAUUACCACCAUGUUCAAUAAGAAGUUCCUGGAAGAGCUGUUCAAGCCACAAGAGCUGUACUCCAAGAAGGCUCUCAGGACGGUGUUUGACCGACUGGCUCAUGCCUCCAUCAUGAGACUCAACCAAGCUAGUAUGGACAAGCUCUAUGACUUGAUGACCAUGGCGUUCAAGUAUCAAGUCCUGCUGUGUCCUCGGCCUAAAGACAUCCUCCUUGUGUCCUUCAAUCAUAUGGAUGCCAUCAGGGACUUUGUGAAAGACACUCCCAGCAUCCUCAGCCAAGUGGAUGAAACAAACAAACAACUCGUAGAGAUAUAUACCCCUUUAUCUGGUGGAGAGUUUCAACUAAUUAGACAAACGCUCCUCAUCUUCUUUCAAGAUAUGCAUAUAAGAGUAUCAAUUUUCCUGAAAGACAAGGUACAGAACUCCAAUGGACGAUUCGUUCUUCCCACAUCAGGCCCUGUUCCGUAUGGGACGCACACCCCAGGACUCAUGAGGAUGUUUAGCUGUAGUGGUGAGGAGGUGAGAAGGAUGCAGUUCCGCGAUGGGGGCAACUACAACGCCGCUCUCCGUGAGGGAUCUUUUGAAAUGUAUGGAGAUCGAGUCAUCAAACUGGGCACAAACAUGUACAGUGUGAGCCGUCCUGUUGAAACACACAUGUCUGGAACCUCAAAAAACUCUUCACAACACACCAAGGUCAACACAACUCCGAACCCUUUGGCAAAAGAAGAGUUGAACCUGCUUGCUAGACUGAUGGGAGGUCUGGAGGUGCAGAAUCCAGCCGGCACUGACUCUGGCUUCCGUGUUAACCUCUUUGCCACUGACGAGGAGGAAGAGGAGGCUUUGAUAUCAAGACCGGAUGAGCUUUCGUAUGAAGUUAUUAAUAUCCAGGCAACAAAGGACAAACAGACCAAUGCUGAGCUGGCUAAGAUCAUGGGAGAGUUCGGAGAGACGGGAGAACCUUCCCCCAGUUCCAGCAGCAAGGGUGAUGACCUCCUGGCCAUGAUGGAUGGACUGUGACUUAAACUUGGUGUUCCCUUUGACUGAUGAGAGCGACUGAGCUGUAAAACAGGAUAAAGUGCUACAAUGUUUUACUCAGCAAAGAGGCCUUUUGUCUGGAGCUACAGUGACAACCAUAUAUAUAUAUAUAUAUAUUCAGAACAACAGCUUAGCUCGACGAGAAAUUCUUUCUUUGAGAAUUUCGUGCAAUUUUUGUCUCCUGCCACCCACUAAAUGCGAGAAAUGCAAAUAGCAGGUGUAGAAAUGUGAUAUGUGUCUUACUGUGGGACCAUAUUUACUUUUCCAUAUUCUUUCUGUGAAGUUAGUUUGGACCUACUGAGGCGGCACACUCCAUGCCAUCACAUACUUCAGCCAAUGGUUUGAAAUCAGUCUUCACAGUAGGGUCUGCUGGCAGUGUGGGCUUUGAUGCCGCAGACACUGACAUUUAGAUCAGUGGACCGAAUAAAACGCCUUUCCUAGACUAUCUUAGUUGUCUAAGAGGACAAUAUGCACACAUGGAAUUCAUUUAAAUUCAUUUGAUGUGCAACCAAAAGGUGUGGGAUAUGUACAAAACAUGCGCUGCUUAAGACAGGGUAAUGGAGGAAACCGAAGUGCACUUGUGGUAAAUGUUGAGCACAGAUCCUAAAACUGGUUUACAGGAAGCCCUAGGACAAUUGGUGUAUGUUUGUUUUGCCUUUACUCAAAGGGAAUGCAACAAAGUCAGGUAUUUCAAGAAAUUCAAAUAAAAUGUCUUAGAGUGUACAAUUGUUGCAUUAUAUGUUACAUGACAAUGUGUAUACGUGAAACCACCUUCCAUGGAAAGAAAGCAAUGCAAUAGGUGUGGUGGAUGAAAUGGUUUAUUUUUUCAUAAGCAAAAUAGAGCUUAUUUAUUGAAGUUAAUGUACUGUAUAUGAAUGUUCAUUUUUGUCUGUUUACUGUUUCAUUUUAUUGAAAUAGAUUUGAAUGUGAAAUAAAGUAUAACUUU